AUGCGAUACAGCACGCUCAUCCUACCUGCGGUGACCAUCGCGCUUACAUCUGCACUCCCCACAGAUCCGACUAACUUCUUCCUCGUCACAACUACCCAACUCGAUCCCAGUGCGAAUUCCUCUCAACUCAAAGCCGUUUCCGCAACUUCUCUCUUCGACCCCUUUAAACAACCAGCCCUAGUCCUCCGCCUUGAACAACCUGGUUACAACUCCCUGCCCAACUUCACACUCUCUAGCGGCACGCUCUCCACAAACGCCCAGGGCCCAUUUGGCAGCACAAGGUACAUCUACAACAGUACCAUGGUCACCGCGGGAUCUGAAUUGCAAUUCCUGGCAUCAAUGCAGUCAAAGGGCAACAUGGCGCUGGGCCAGGGGUACUUACUGACUGUGGAUGGGGAGAGGGAAGGGUGGACAGUGUGUGAAGGGGAUUUGCGCGAGGAUGUGUUGUUUUGGAAGGGGAAAGGGGAGAGUUGUGUGGGCACAUAUUUGCAUGCUGUCAGGAAACCGCCAUAUUGA
Molecule: messenger RNA, 516 nt
Organism: Plenodomus lingam JN3
Lineage: Eukaryota; Fungi; Ascomycota; Dothideomycetes; Pleosporales; Leptosphaeriaceae
Source: RefSeq, a predicted model, not a curated record